AUGGACUCCCCGCUUUUCCUGGGCUUCGACGUAUCAACUCAAUCAUGCAAGGCAGUAGUGGUCGAUGGAAAUCUCAACACUGUCUUUUCUACCUCCCUUAACUUCGACAAAGAUCUGCCGCAGUAUCACACCAUCAACGGAGUGUCGAUCAAAGACUCUUCAGGAGUAGCCAAGUCGCCCUCGGCGAUGUUCUCCUCUGCACUUCAGCUCUCCAUAGAGCGACUACGACGAGCCGGGUGCCCACUGAAGAGGAUAGUAUGUAUCAGCGGGUCAGGGCAGCAGCAUGGUAGUGUCUACCUCGCCGCUACAGCGAUCAAUGGCCUACUACCUGAUGAUGACGAUACUGAUGAUGAUGAAGACCUUGGAGAAUGGCAGCUCGAGCACGGCUUGUUCGCCAUGAAAGAUGGGCCCAUCUGGAUGGAUACCUCUACCAGUGAGGAGUGUCGACAACUGGCACACUGUGUUGGAGGUGAUGAUAACUUGGCGAAACUCACUGGCUCGAAGGCAUGGGAGAGCUUCUGCGCCGGUGUUCUCCUCGGACGCCCAACUCGAGUCGACUAUUCCGAUGCUGCUGGAAUGAACAUGAUGGAACUCUCCUCCCUAAAUUGGUCUCGGCCAAUAUGCGACUUCAUCGAUGGGAAGAGCGCCGAUGCUUUGACCACCAGACUGGGCGGUCAACCCGCGGACCCGAUGGCCAUCGCCGGGAGUAUUUCAACGUAUUGGCAGCAUCGGUACGGCUUCUCACCGUCCUGCACUGUUAACUACUGGAGUGGAGACAACCCGUGUGCAGCCGCCGGGAUGGGCCUCCUCAACAGUGGCGAUAUACUCGUCUCUUUGGGGACUAGUGACACGUGCCUCUGUGUGCUCCCUUCGAUGCCCGUGUCACCACCACCAUCAGCGUUCAUAUUCCCUCACCCUGUCAAGCCUGGAUCUUUCAUAGCCAUGCUAGUGUAUACCAACGGGGACGUCACUCGGAGGACUGUCAAGGGCAACAG
Molecule: messenger RNA, 995 nt
Organism: Perkinsus marinus ATCC 50983
Lineage: Eukaryota; Perkinsozoa; Perkinsida; Perkinsidae
Product: Xylulose kinase, putative
Exons: 7
Biological process (GO): xylulose metabolic process
Cellular component (GO): cytosol
Molecular function (GO): D-xylulokinase activity
Source: RefSeq, a predicted model, not a curated record